AUGCUGCAUAAGUUAGACCCCAACGAGAUCAAAGUCAUGUACUUGAGGUGCACCAGUGGGGAAGUCAGUGCCACGUCUGCCCUGGCCCCCAAGAUCGGCCCCUUGAAGGUCGGUGGUGACAUCACCAAGGCAACUGGUGAUUGGAAGGGUCUGAGGAUUACAGUGAAACUGACCAUUCAGAACAGACAAGCCCAGACUGAGGUGGUACCUUCUGCUUCUACCCUGAUCAUCAAAGCCCUCAAGGAACCACCAAGGGAGAGAAAGAAGCAAAAAAACAUUAAGCACAGUGGAAACAUCACUUUUGAUGAGAUCGUAAACAUUGCCUGGCAGAUGUGGCAUCGGUCUCUAGCUAGAGAACUUUCUGGAACCAUUAAAGAGAUCCUGGGGACCGCCCAGCCUGUGGGCUGCAAUGUUGAUGGCCGCCACCCUCAUGACAUCAUAGAUGAUAUCAACAGUGGUGCAGUGGAGUGCCCAGCUAGUUAAGAACUGCAAAGGAAAAAGAAAAAUAAAGGAUCAUUUGACAACCAAAAAAAUAAAUAAAUAAAUAAAAUUUUAAAAAUAAAA
Cervus elaphus (red deer) is the source of this 564-nucleotide messenger RNA. Its product is annotated as 60S ribosomal protein L12-like. The transcript has a single exon. The record is from RefSeq and is a predicted model, not a curated record. Gene Ontology annotation, molecular function: large ribosomal subunit rRNA binding; structural constituent of ribosome. Gene Ontology annotation, biological process: translation. NCBI's taxonomy places the organism in Eukaryota, Metazoa, Chordata, Mammalia, Artiodactyla, Cervidae. The coding region runs from base 1 to 483 and encodes 160 amino acids. Gene Ontology annotation, cellular component: ribosome; cytosolic large ribosomal subunit.